AUGGUUACUGCUAAUCUCAAAGGUCCCCUGGUCGGAAAAAAGGAUGAGUUUGAUGUUCGUGGUCGUGACGAUAUAAUUGGAAAGGAAAAGAUUCGCUCGCUUUCCACGUCUGAUGACGAUUCGGUGGAGAAUUUUCCGCGUAAAGGAAAGGGGAAGGGCUCGAGUCAGUACGGGAAGGGCAAAGGGUGGCGAGGGCAUUGGCAUGGCACUGGUUUCUAUGUGAAAGGGGGUCCGAUGAGGAAAGGGAAGGGGAAAGGCCGUUUUGAUGGUAUUGACAGCGGAAAGGGAAAAACGGUGUCGGAGAGUGGUUCGGAAGAGGUGAUUCAGAGGAGAGGAAAAGGGAGAUUGUAUGCGUUAGGGAAAGGUAAGGGAAGGCAAGAUGAGCAAGAUUUUGGGGGUAAAGGGAAGGGGAAGGGUUAUCGUGAUUAUUAUAAGGGUGGGAAGGGCUAUAAGGGAAAAGGAUUUAUUCCAUCGUGGAAAGGGAAGGGUAAAGGUAUGAGAUAUGAUUCUGAUUCGGAGGGUGCUGAUGGUUGUGUGGGGGGUAAGGGGAAGGGGUAUUGGGUGUUUGUUCCGGCGAAGGGGAAGGGGUGGGGAAAGGGAGUAUAUGGUAAGGCGAGGAAAGGGAAGGGGAUAAUGGGUAGAGGGUAUUGGUAUGGUGAUUAUGAAAGGGAUUAA
Molecule: messenger RNA, 675 nt
Organism: Perkinsus marinus ATCC 50983
Lineage: Eukaryota; Perkinsozoa; Perkinsida; Perkinsidae
Product: glycine-rich cell wall structural protein 1 precursor, putative
Exons: 3
Coding region: 1-675 (224 amino acids)
Source: RefSeq, a predicted model, not a curated record